AUGGCGGAAAAACCGUCGGUGUUGAUCAUCGGCGGUCUUGGCUACAUUGGCCGGUUCCUCGCCCAGCACAUUCACAAAAGUAAUCUCGCGUCCGACGUGCGCAUCGUCGACAAGGUGCUCCCGCAGCUCGCGUGGUUGCCUUCAGAGUUUGAGGAAGCGUGUGCCGGCGCCAAGUUCGUGCAGGCAGAUGCGAGCAGAGAGCAAUCGCUCCCUAGAAUAUUCGACCGCGCGGACGGGAAACAAUUUGACUAUGUGUUCAACUGCGGUGGAGAGACUCGCUAUUCACAGGAGGAUGAGGUGUACAAGCUGCGGUCGUUUGAUUUGUCGCUGAAUGUAGGAAGGGAAGCGGCGAAGAGAGGUGUCAAGUGCUUUGUCGAGUUGAGCACGGGGAUGGUGUACAAGCCCGAUUCGUCACCGAGUAAGGAGCAGGACAAGCUGAAGCCCUGGAGCAAGAUUGCGGUUUUCAAGCUGCAGGCUGAGGAGGAGUUGGCCAAGAUUGAGGGCUUGAACCUCGUCAUUGUGCGACUUGCCCAUGUUUACGGCCCAUAUGCGUCUCAAUGGGUCGCUACAGCUCUCUGCAUGGCCAGGGUGUACAAGGCCCUCGAGUCAGAAAUGAAGUGGCUCUGGACAAAGGACCUCCGCCAAAACACAGUGCACAUUGACGAUGUCUCGAGGGCUCUGUGGGCCAUCACGGGCUGGUACACAGCUGGAAAGGCCAAGUGGGACGACGGCAAGAUGGGCAAGGUGCCAACUUUUAACGUGGUCGACAAGGGAGUGACAACUCAGGGAACCAUGGCUGAUAUUAUCGGGGAGGUGUUCGGCAUCAGCACGGGCUUCCAGGGAUCGUUGAUCAGCACAUUCGCCAAGCUCAACCUCGACAGUGUGGUGGACGAUGUCAACGAUGAGCUUUUGGGACCGUGGGCUGAUCUUCUUGCGGAAGCUGGGAUCACCAGGCCGGGACCUCUGACGCCUUUCAUGGAGAAGGAGCUAUUGAAAGAUACCGACCUGAGCAUGGACGGCUCGAGGUUAGAAGAGGUGGUUGGGUUCACGUAUGAGAAGCCCAAGAUUUCGAAGGAGCUGGUGGAGGAGGUGAUUGAGAGUUAUAAGAAGAUGAAGUGGUGGCCUUGA
Podospora anserina S mat+ is the source of this 1128-nucleotide messenger RNA. RefSeq lists its product as uncharacterized. NCBI's taxonomy places the organism in Eukaryota, Fungi, Ascomycota, Sordariomycetes, Sordariales, Podosporaceae. Bases 1 to 1128 code for a protein of 375 amino acids. The transcript is spliced from 3 exons. The record is from RefSeq and is a predicted model, not a curated record.